AUGGACACCUCGUACCCACGGGAGGAUGAGCCACCUGCCAAGCGACGGACUCCCCCCACUGCCCCCCUGCCCCGGGACCACCUCAUCUGGGCCAUCUUCAACACCCUCUACAUGAACUUCUGCUGCCUGGGCUUCGUGGCACUUGCCUUUGCUGUUAAG
This is a messenger RNA of Acanthisitta chloris (rifleman), 159 nucleotides long. RefSeq names its product interferon induced transmembrane protein 5 (gene IFITM5). Gene Ontology annotation, cellular component: plasma membrane. The annotation marks the transcript as partial. Gene Ontology annotation, biological process: bone morphogenesis; bone mineralization. Lineage: Eukaryota; Metazoa; Chordata; Aves; Passeriformes; Acanthisittidae. The transcript has a single exon. The record is from RefSeq and is a predicted model, not a curated record.